Messenger RNA from Mucor mucedo, 3249 nucleotides. RefSeq names its product WD40-repeat-containing domain protein. Gene Ontology annotation, molecular function: protein binding. NCBI's taxonomy places the organism in Eukaryota, Fungi, Mucoromycota, Mucoromycetes, Mucorales, Mucoraceae. The record is from RefSeq and is a predicted model, not a curated record. The transcript is spliced from 9 exons. Gene Ontology annotation, biological process: protein ubiquitination. Bases 286 to 3249 code for a protein of 987 amino acids.
AAGAUAUCGCUAAUGUUGCUGGUGUCUCCGAAGCCACCAUCAAAGCUGCCUAUAAGUCCUUGUAUACAGAGAAAGAAAAAUUGAUUGAUUUGGAAGCGUUAAAGGGAAAACCCAACUGUGAAGGCAUUUCGUUUGAUGAGCUAGUAUUACCUUAAGCACUUUCUUUUUUUUUUAUUUUUUUUUUUUUGAAACAUCCUCCUGUUGUUUCUCCGAGCUUCAAAUGAUGACUAUUCUACUUUCUUUUUUCUUUUUCUUUUUUCUUUUCUUUUAAUUAAAAAUAAAAUCAUGGUUCGUGUGUACUGUGACGAAAUUACUAGUAAACUAAAGGCGUCACAACCGGGCAAAAGAAUGCCUUUGUUGUGUUCUGUAAACCGUUCUUUGGGCUGGAGAAUUAUAUCCGAAAACUACGAAGAACAUGAAAAAGGUAUUCGAACUGAACAUUUUGAUUUCAACAAGUAUGGGAUCAAGGAAGAUAAUUUGACAGCAAUGGCAAUUUCCGACGGAACCGGUAUUAUUGCUGUUGGCUCGGGCGGAAAAGAUGGAUAUUUAUAUUUCCUGUUUGACAGAUCGGCCGAAAGAGACUCGGGAUCACGGCUAAGAUUCAAACCUGUUCAUAAGGAAGUCAUUGGGGAACCCAUUCACUCUCUCGAUUGGUCUGGAAAUCACCUGCUUGUUGGAACAGUCAAAGGAGUUACAAAGUUAUACAAUGUAAAUUACGAUGAUAAUUUUGAAAUAUCAUGUAUUGGUCAAUACGUCAAUCCUACAUCUGGGACUUCGAUGUAUGCUCCUUUAUAUGUAGUUAACUCGCAUGUGAAGUCAGCAGAAUUUGCACCCAAUUAUUCAUCCGUUCAUACAAACAAUGUGGGUGAAACAACGCAUUUCUUAACAACAACCAUGAAUCAAGUCUCUGUCUGGGAUUCUUUACAAGAAAGCUCCCCUGUACAACAAUACAGAGGUAAAGAUUCAGUGAAUUGCGCAAGCUGGUCACCAAACGACCCGCACUCAUUGAUUGUAUGUGGUGGUCAAGAGAAAAAAUUAGUCAUUAUUGAUACCCGAGUCUCUGAAAAUGAUGGUGUUGUCUGGUCUGUUGAAGAAGCGCACGAUAGACCUAUCCGAGAUGCCAAGAUUAAUCCUUUCAUACCUUAUUGGUUAGCUUCCGCAGGUGAAGACUCCAUCGUGAAUAUUUGGGAUUUGAGAUCUUCCUACCAUGGGCCCGUUGCUAGAAUCGAUGGUAUGAUGGGUAUCGUCACUUCGCUUACUUGGUCCAAUCUUCGUCCUGAAAAUAUUGGUACCACAUCUACAGGCGGUUUGAUGAGAUACUGGACAUUAUGUCCUGAAUGCAUCCCUAUUUGGGACACCUUUUAUCGCGUGGCCACUUUCGAUAAACAAGAUACAUUACCCAUCUCACACGAAUACGAAUCAGACAAUAUAUGGCUCACGAUAGAUCAGCGUCGUAAACGUAAAGAGUCAAAACAUUGGUUUUCAACUGUGGAUGAAGAUAUACCAAAAUCAACCAUGCUAUUGGCUGGAGCCAUGGGGUUGGGUGAAUGGGGUACACCAGAAAAUGGUAUCCAAUAUAAGGGUGAAGUCAUUGUGGCUUCAAAAGGUGCGGCUGUAUCAAUUAAACCUUCAAAGCUGAGACCCAGUGUGUAUUACAGUAUCACAAGUGGAGGCCAAAUGGCCGCGCAUACCGUCUUAUUUGAUGCUGCUAGUGUCAUGCGUAAUCGUCAUAGAUAUGAUUCAGAAACUAAAACCACUAUUGCAGCACAAAUCGAAGACGAUAUAUAUCGUCGACGUAUAACAGAGGCACAACUUAAAUUGGAAAUAUUAAAAACCACACCGCAACUAAACCAACAAGCUGAAAGACACCGUGAUGAAGAGGUUGCAUUUGUCACAGACUGCUUAAAGGUGCGAAAGACAAUCAAUGGUACAGAUUGGGACUUUAAUUCAUUGCCAGAUAGAUCCAGUAGAAGAGCAUCUCGUCGACUUUGGAAUCGUGAGGAUAUGUGGGACAUGUCUAUUCAUACAUUUAAAGCAGAUCUCAAAUACUGGAGCUAUCGUAUUCCACCUGGAUAUAAUAACAAGUAUAAAUUUCCCCUGGACAUGGAGCCUAUUAUUUCUCCUUAUUUGCUCGUUGAAGAAUUAGAUACAAGAAUCCCUUUGCCGCUUCCAGACGAUAGGCGAUCCAUUUACUCGGCACAAAAACCAUCAGAUGCACCUCAUAAACCAAAGCCAGAAGGAAUAGUGCGUGAUGAGAAACUGACAAAUGCAUUUCCUACAGCUUUUCUUGUAGAUAAUAGUACCUCGUCAGAUGUUGGGGCUGGUAUCAUACCACCCAUCAAGGAUAGAAGAAAUAUGGGUCAUGUAUCACAGAUUAUCACCAGUAGACAUGAAGGUAUUGAAGGUAGUCCGUUUACACCACCUUUUAGUCCUACCACGGGCAAUGGCAUGAUCUCACCGCCUAUUUUAACACCUACGCCUUAUUCACCUACUAUGAUGGGACCCAUAUCACCUAUAUUGUCACCUACACCACCCAGCUUGGCUCGCACAUCGCCAAUUUUAGGCACCUCACCACCCGGCUUGAAUCGCACAUCGCCAAUUUUAGGUACCUCGCCACCUCUCAUAAGACGCUCUAGAACAUCACCUUCCAUAUCCAACUCACCACCUUUAUUAACCCAAGUACGUACAGUGCCAGCAAUGGGAUCCUCACCACAUGGACGCACUCCACCUGGUUUAGCUCAUACACCUAUUUGGAACAAUACAAAUCCAUUUGAAACCAGCGCUAAUCCAUUUGCUAUCCAUGCAGUUGGCACUGAAGCACCGGAAGUUGCCCAUGUACGACGCGAUCCAAUAUCCACGAAUCCAUUUACAACACAAGUACCUGCUACUGAGUUGCCAGAGCUCGUCAAUUUACGCCACGAUCAACACUCCACUAACCCGUUUGAAAGCGAUUCUGUAAGCGAUGAUCAUGUCAGUGUUCAUAGCGCCCAUUUGGGAGGAAUGGCAAGUCGAAGAAAUAGCUUGUUACAGGCCGGUCGACGUUGGAGCUUGACUUUAUCGCAUAGUAGUAGUUCUGAUAAGAAGAAAUACAAGUUUAAUCCUCUCAAGAUGAUAUCGCGACGAAGCAGCAUGACAGAAUCGUCAAAGGAAAGUAAGAGUAAGGAAAGGCCCACUUUAUUCACAGCUGUUAAAAAUGGUUUAAAGAGAGAUUCUUCUGGCCGUCGAAACGCUCUUCAUGGUCCGUUUUAA